UAUCCGGGUUAUUUAAAUUAGCUCCAGUUGAGUGUCUUUAUCGUUAGGUUACAUGUACCCUUGAAAUAAUAAACGAAAGAACAAAGUUAACAACUGGUUUGACUUUUGCACGGUAAUAAAAAAAUAAAAUCCUUCAGAUGGCAAGUUCCAGGAAAGUGAUUGAACUGUUUUAUGACGUGGUCUCUCCCUACUCAUGGCUUGGCUUUGAGGUCAUGUGCCGUUACAGAAAUGUGUGGAACAUUGACCUUAAACUACGUCCUGCGUUCUUGGGUGGCAUCAUGCAAGGAUCAGGUAAUAAGCCCCCAGGUCAGGUCCCAAACAAGUUCCUGUAUAUGACCACAGACCUGCACCGUCUAGCCCAGUACUUCCAGGUCCCCAUCAGUCCCCCUGCUGACCCCUUUGAGGCCAUGUUCGAAAAAGGCUCGCUGUCUGCCAUGCGCUUUGUGGCGGCGGUACAGGAGAGGGAGGUGGGAGGAGAUAAGCAGGUAGAGCAGGUGUCACGGGAGCUGUGGAUGAGGAUCUGGAGCCAAGACAAAGACAUUACCCAGCCUGCAUCACUCUCUGAGGCAGCCAUGAAGGCAGGGCUCUCAGCCAGUGAGGUGGAAGAGCUGCUGAAACUGUCCACCUCUAAGGAAAUCAAAGACAAGCUGAAGAGAUCCACCCAGGAAGCACUGGACCAUAGGGCCUUUGGUUUUCCUCUGGCUGUGUGUCAUGUGAAUGGAAAGGCGGAGGUGUUCUUUGGCUCUGACCGGUUUGAGCUCAUUGCCCACUGCAUAGGAGAGAAGUGGAUGGGACCCCAGCCUGCUGCUGCCAAACUGUGACUUGAAACAUGAAACUGGGACGUGACUGGGACUUGAAACCUGUCACAUAUGGAAUUCAUUAAGAUGAAUAAAUAUAAUCGAUAUGAUUUGAA
Molecule: messenger RNA, 913 nt
Organism: Oncorhynchus kisutch (coho salmon)
Lineage: Eukaryota; Metazoa; Chordata; Actinopteri; Salmoniformes; Salmonidae
Product: glutathione S-transferase kappa 1-like
Exons: 8
Coding region: 138-821 (227 amino acids)
Biological process (GO): glutathione metabolic process
Cellular component (GO): peroxisome; mitochondrion
Molecular function (GO): glutathione peroxidase activity; glutathione transferase activity
Source: RefSeq, a predicted model, not a curated record